GUGUCCACCUCUGUCCUGUGAGUGAGACAGAACAUGUCCACCUCUGUCCUGUGAGUGAGACAGAACAUGUCCACCUCUGUCCUGUGAGUGAGACAGAACAUGUCCACCUCUGUCCUGGUGACAGAGGAGACUCUUCUCUUCUUCCCCUCAUCCCUCCUCUGUCCUCCUCUGUCCUCCUCUGUCCUCUUGUCUCUGAGGGUUUCUCUGCAGAUUUGUGUGUUUUUUUUCAUGUCAUUCCAUGGUGACAGGUGAGGGGGUCAGGAGGACCUAGACCCGGCAGGCCAGGAUUAUCAUCUGACAGGAACCCUGCAGAACCCAGACCUUCAUGGCCAAAGUAGGACCAUCAGUACCGACCCACGGGUUCAGGUUGAACCCCCCCACCAUCAUCCUGCAGGACAUGGAGGAUGAGCCAGGUGAUAUCAGAUUCCCUCAGAAACCAGAACCGGGGGUUCUGUUCAACGUCAACAACAGCAACAACAACGAGGAGGAGGAGGAGGAGAAGAAGAAGAAGAAGAAGAAGAAGAAAGAGAAGAAAGAAAAGAAAGAGUGAGUUUGACCUAAAAAC
Austrofundulus limnaeus is the source of this 565-nucleotide messenger RNA. RefSeq names its product cyclic nucleotide-gated channel rod photoreceptor subunit alpha. Bases 326 to 550 code for a protein of 74 amino acids. NCBI's taxonomy places the organism in Eukaryota, Metazoa, Chordata, Actinopteri, Cyprinodontiformes, Rivulidae. The record is from RefSeq and is a predicted model, not a curated record. The transcript has 5 exons.